AUGGAAGCAUUAAAAAUACAAAAUGUCAACCUGGAAAAAUCUGAAAACAUGGAGAAACACAGGACGGAGGGCUUCAGCAGCUCCAAAGCCCUGGUGGUGCGACGAGGAGCUCCAUUCAGAGUCAGUCUGAAACUGGAGGGCCGAGCAUUCAACCCCAAGACUGACACUCUGAGGAUCAAAGUGAACCUAGGCCGCCUGUAUGUGGUGAUUCCAGUCACUUACUCCACCAAGGUCUCCUCCUCCCGUUGGAGAGCCUACAUCAACUUAGAGAGCCUGAACCUACAAAACCCCUCCAUCUUCAUCUCCUCUCCUGCCACUGCUUCUGUGGGCCGCUACAAAUUUCAGGUGUAUUUGAUCACCAAGGACAGCAAGAAGGCCUGCACGUUCGGCAGAUUCACACUGCUCUGCAAUCCCUGGUGUCCUGAGGAUACUGUGCAUAUUCCCUUUGAGGACCAGAGAGAAGAGUACAUCCAGAACGACUCUGGGCUUCUGUUUAUAGGGACGACUAUGAACGUUGUGUCGAGACCUUGGUCCUUUGAUCAGUUUGAAUCCGGUGUUCUGGAGACAUGUCUGAAUCUGCUCCAAGUCAGCCCUCAACACCAAAAGAACAGAAGGAGGGAUUACUUGAACCGAAACAACCCCGUCUAUAUCGGCCGGGUUGUGUCUGCCAUGAUCAACUGUGAAGACGACCGUGGUGUGCUGAAAGGAAAAUGGGCAGGUGAUUUCAAAGAAGGAGUGAAUCCGUCCUUGUGGACUGGGAGUGGGGACAUCCUGACACAGUGGGCUGAGUCUGGCUACAGACCAGUUAAAUAUGGACAGUGCUGGGUGUACGCAGCUGUCAUGUGCACAGUCAUGAGAGUUCUUGGCAUCCCCUGCCGUGUCGUCACCAACUUCAACUCUGCUCAUGACACCAAUGACAACCUGGUGAUUGAAGAGUUCUACAGUGAAACAGGGCAGAAGCUGAACCGCAGCAAGGACAGCAUAUGGAACUUCCACGUGUGGACGGAGUGCUGGAUGACUCGUCGGGAUCUUGGAUCUGGAAUGGAUGGCUGGCAGGUCCUGGACCCGACCCCCCAGGAGAGAAGUGAAGGAGUGUACUGCUGUGGCCCAGCCCCUGUCAAAGCAAUCAAGGAUAGGCGUAUAGACCUGCUGUAUGACAUCCCUUUUGUCUAUGCGGAGGUGAACGCUGACAUCCACUCGAUCAUAAUGAGCGAGGGUCGGGUGGUCAGCGUCAACAAGGACACAGAGAGAGUGGGAUCCCUCAUCUGCACCAAAGCUGUUGGCUUCCCCAGAUAUCACAACAUCACAGGAGACUACAAAUACAUUAAAAGCCCGACUUCAACACUCUCAUCGAGAAGCUCCAGAAUGUCAGAUGACUCUACAAUAAGAAGAGGCUCGUCCAAGGGGAUGUCAGUCUCCCUCACCCUGGAUAAAGCUCCUGUUGCCGGGGAGCCUGUCUGCUUCACGGUGAAAAUCAUCAACAAGCAGAAGAUCACCAAGAAGAUGAAGAUGCAUCUGAAUGCCCAGGCUAAAGAAUACAACAACAGCCCCUCAGACACCUUCUGGGAAACACACGGGGUCAUACAACUGGCACCCAUGGAGGGCAAGGUUCUUUGCCAGCAGAUCCUCCCAGCCCAGUAUGAGGACGUGGUGGGAGACGACCUGAUCAACCUCGCGGUAGUCGUGGACGACAUGGCCACUCAUGAGCGGGUCCUGGCCUCAGAGGAGAUCAAUAUCGCCACCCCACAGCUCAACAUAAAGAUUGCAGACGAACACUCCAUUGUGCCUAACAAACUGCAGGCUGCCACAGUGACCUUCACCAACCCAUUUUCCCACCCGGUGAGUGGAAUACUGACUGUAGCCGGGGCCGGGCUCAUCCAGGGAAAGGUUCACUUCAGGAUGAACCCACUGAGUCCAGGAGCUAGCGUGGAGCAGUGCAUCACCUUCAUUCCAAACAAGGUGGGAAUGAAGAUGCUGCAGACCAGCCUGUCACUCUCCGUCAACUCCACUAUCAGAGGCUUCAAGAUGGUCUGUGUCAAAAGACACCAUUAG
Centropristis striata (black sea bass) is the source of this 2052-nucleotide messenger RNA. It is a transcript of the gene tgm5l, whose product is annotated as transglutaminase 5, like. Bases 1 to 2052 code for a protein of 683 amino acids. Gene Ontology annotation, molecular function: protein-glutamine gamma-glutamyltransferase activity. The transcript has 14 exons. NCBI's taxonomy places the organism in Eukaryota, Metazoa, Chordata, Actinopteri, Perciformes, Serranidae. The record is from RefSeq and is a predicted model, not a curated record. Gene Ontology annotation, biological process: peptide cross-linking.